GGAUUUUAAUUUCGAACCAUCCAUUAAUCUAUUUUUACUUCUCUGUCUCUGUCAAUAGGUCUCUCUGACACUUACCGUUUGCCUAAUCUUACCGUAUGAUCAGUCAUAUAAGGAUCAUUUUAUAAGUUGGCCUAAGAUUCGGCAUUCAUGAAGGAAGAAUGGCUUCAUAUGAAGAUUUUGAUUCUGACACUGAUGAGGAGCUCCUAAAAGAUGUUGUUGCCCUUCCAAUACAGUCUGAAGGGAAUAAUUUUGUAAUACCAUCUCAGACUCAGAAUCAAUGUUCAACUGGGAUGGAAAACAUUGCAGAGCAAAGUGAAACACAAGAACAGUGUUCUCAGCAAAGAGUGAAGAAGGACUUCAAUGAAAUUGUAUUCAGUUCAGAUGAUUUCCUUUCGGAUAUGUGCAGAGGACAACAGUGUUCAGUGAUUCAAGAAGCAUGGAUUGCUGGUGGAAUGGGAGGUCAGCAAGUGAAGCAGCUUACACACAAACUUUUUAGUGCCAGCCAAAAUCCUCAUCUCUCAGCCGUGUAUCUCAUGUACCACAGCUAUGAUUUCUUUAAAAACAAAACAAAUUCAUUAGCUUCAUUUGUUGUUGAUCAGUUUGAAGUUUGGUUGGAUGAAUUCCACAAAACUAAUGGCUACUACCCAACAGUGCAACAGCAAAUUACAAAAGAAGCUGUGCUAGCGGUUUCGAGACAGAAAAACGGAAAAAUCGUGAAAAAAGUAGUCAAUAUGUACCGUGGGGUACAUUACAACACAUACUUAAUUCCAAUCGUGGAAGACUUAAUUGAGCGACAAGAAUUCGCAUCAGCUUGCCGAUUAGGCUGUUGCGCUCAACCUCUUCGGCCAAUUUAAGAAAGAGGAUUUUGUACUUCCAUUGAUAGUCCAGGACAAACUAUCUUUAGCUGAAGAAUAUUUAAAGAAAGAUCGUAAUAUGCCGAUUGAUGUCGUAUCGUUCUUGGACAGCCACAUAAAACAACCAUGUGAAAUGCUCAAGGAAAUUUCAAAAACCUCGAUUCCUGAUGUAAACUAUGGAAAAAUGACCACAAAAAAUGUGGCCAAUCUGGUGACUCGUUUGGCCAAGCGUUUUGAGUUGGACAAGAAAUCGCAUCCGAACACUACAUUAAGGCAAAAGAUAGGAGGCCUUCGCUAUUUGGUCCAUAAAAAAUACAUCGAAAAUUCGAUCGAUGAGGAAAACUGGAAAGAACUUGUGGAAAUUGCAGUGUCGGAUUCCGUAGAACUUCAAGUGGAAUUGAUUCAACAAUUAGUCUGCGUUGAUGAUGAGGCUGCGACCAGAUAUGCCAAACUCUACGCCAUUCCGGAAGACAAACUUCCCUAUAAUUUCACUCCAGUUGUAAAGUCGAAGGAUGACGAUCAAACGCAGCUUGUAACUACUCCUUUAAAUGACUGGGUGGUAGAUAGUAAAUCACAACCGGAAUUCUACGCAUUAUCGAUGCCAUUCCGAUCUAUUCAUUGGAUCUGCUCUUGGGAGAAUGUCAAACACUUCCUCCAGAUUGUUUCAAAAGCAAGUGUGGUCGGAAUCGAUGUUGAAUGGCAACCCAGCUUCGAUGCACAGCUUGCAAAAGCUGCGGUACUCCAAAUAGCUACACAUAAUCAAGUUUUUCUCCUAGACGUUUUCUCGUUGCGAGAAGAAAAAGACUGUACCGCUGCACAGGGCCAACAGUUGAUUCGGCUUAUAUUUGGGAAUCCCCAUAUUUUAAAACUUGGAUUUGGUAUGAAAGAAGACCUUCAUGUUCUUUCCAGAUCAUUGCCAGGUUUAGAAGAUAUUUCCAAAUCUUUUGUCAAUUGGAUUGACAUGAAAAACUUGUGGACACACAUUGAAACAAGAUACCCAUCGUUUGUCCCUACUACAGCGACGAGUGAGGAUACCAUUCAGGAGAAACAUAAAGGGCUGAGUGGAUUAGUAAAAUUGCUAUUCGGACUUCCAUUAGAUAAAAAGGAACAGUUUUCAGAUUGGCAAAAACGACCCCUACGCAAAUCACAACUUAUCUAUGCCGCCCUCGAUGCGUUCUGCUUGUUACAACUGUACGAUUAUCUUCAAAAACGUGCUGGAACCCUAGAAAUUAACUGGUGGAAUCUGUUGAAGAAGUUGGGUACUGCCCGUUGUUAUUGAGCCCGACGAAUGACAAACCGUAUACUUUUCGAACGAAAGCACAAAUUUGUUUUCACUGAAAUGUACUAGUCGUUUCUCAUUUAUUGCUUCCGUAUUUUAAUUGUGUAUUCGUUACACAAGUCUCUCAAUUUUCAAUCGAAAUUAAAAUUCCAAUCGCUCUGAUUUUCUGUCUAAUAAAGAAAUGUGUCUUUUCCACCACGA
Daphnia magna is the source of this 2334-nucleotide messenger RNA. Its product is annotated as exonuclease mut-7 homolog. NCBI's taxonomy places the organism in Eukaryota, Metazoa, Arthropoda, Branchiopoda, Diplostraca, Daphniidae. Gene Ontology annotation, molecular function: nucleic acid binding; 3'-5' exonuclease activity. The record is from RefSeq and is a predicted model, not a curated record. Gene Ontology annotation, biological process: nucleobase-containing compound metabolic process.